Messenger RNA from Aspergillus melleus, 423 nucleotides. Its product is annotated as NADPH oxidase family protein. Gene Ontology annotation, molecular function: ferric-chelate reductase activity. The transcript is spliced from 2 exons. Lineage: Eukaryota; Fungi; Ascomycota; Eurotiomycetes; Eurotiales; Aspergillaceae. Gene Ontology annotation, cellular component: plasma membrane. Gene Ontology annotation, biological process: intracellular iron ion homeostasis; iron ion transport; copper ion import. The coding region runs from base 1 to 423 and encodes 140 amino acids. The record is from RefSeq and is a predicted model, not a curated record.
AUGCCUUGUCACAUUCUCUGUGACUGGGGUGCUCUAGUACGUGCGGAGCUGCGUCUCCCACGACCGUGGGCAGUGCGUGCAGGCGAGCGAGUCACCCUGGGCGUACCGGCUGUUGGUCUUUUCUAUUUCUUCCAGGCGCACCCGUUUAGCAUCACCUGGUGGGAGGAAAACCAGGAUGGCAAAGCAGACCGGGUGUUCCUGCUCUUUCGCGCUCGAACGGGGUUCACGCGGAAAGCUAUCAUGUGCUUAGAGCCCGACCGCGAGUAUUGGGCGUGGAUUGACGGGCCAUUCGGCCCAUCUGCAGUCUACCGGUGCGGUGCCACUCGAGACCUAGGUGAUUACGGCCAUAUCUUCAUGGUCACGACUGGGAUCGGCAUCGCCGCUCAGCUGCCAUACAUGAAGGAACUGGUGCAGAGGCGUUGA